This is a messenger RNA of Trematomus bernacchii (emerald rockcod), 1282 nucleotides long. It is a transcript of the gene nelfe, whose product is annotated as negative elongation factor complex member E. The record is from RefSeq and is a predicted model, not a curated record. Gene Ontology annotation, cellular component: NELF complex. The transcript is spliced from 11 exons. Gene Ontology annotation, molecular function: RNA binding. Gene Ontology annotation, biological process: negative regulation of transcription elongation by RNA polymerase II. Lineage: Eukaryota; Metazoa; Chordata; Actinopteri; Perciformes; Nototheniidae. Bases 46 to 1107 code for a protein of 353 amino acids.
CGUGUUAUUAUUGAGGAGCAACCGUUUGAAGUUGCUCUUGUCGUCAUGGUGGUGUUUCCAAGUUCACUGACGGAGGAAGAAGAGGCUCUGCAAAAGAAAUAUGCUAAACUCAAGAAAAAGAAAAAGGCCCUGCUUGCCUUGAAGAAGCAGAAUUCAACCAACCAGACAAACCAAAGUGGCUUAAAACGGACUUUGUCAGACCAGCCUGUUGUUGACACGGCAACGGCCACAGAACAAGCAAAGAUGCUCAUCAAGACGGGUGCCAUCAGCGCCAUCAAGUCAGAGAACAAGAACUCUGGGUUUAAACGCUCUCGAAUGCUGGAAAAAAAGGACCCCGAGAAAGGCCAAAAUCCGGCUUUCUUACCUUUCCAAAGGAGUGUCUCUACAGAUGAGGAACCACUUGAGGCUGGGAAAAGAUCCAGGAGGCCACUGUAUGAGAGCUUUGUCAGCUCAAGAGACAGGUUCCGGGAGGAGGAGGAAGGAGCCAGCGUGCCGCCCAGCCGUGAAAUGGAAAGGGACGUAGACCGAGAGCGGGACCGGGACCGGGAACGAGAGCUGGAUAGAGAGCGGGACAGAGAAAGAGAGAAGGACAGAGACCGGGAGAGGGAGAAAGACAGAGGCCGGGACAGGGAAAGGGAGCGGGACAGAGAAAGAGAAAGGGACAGAAGCAGAGAAAGGGAUCGAGACAAUGACAGGGAACGGGACAGAGAAAGAGAUGCACCGUUCAGACGUUCAGAUUCAUACCCAGAGCGGAGAGGGGUACGAAAGGGGAACACGGUGUAUGUUUAUGGCUCUGGGCUCGGAGAGGACAGCCUGCGCUCUUCCUUCUCUCCACAUGGAACCAUCAUUGACCUCUCCAUGGACAACCCACGAAAUUGUGCAUUUAUCACUUUUGAGAAAAUGGAGUCUGCAGACCAGGCCGUAGCUGAGUUGAAUGGAACCACAGUGGGAGAUGUUCACGUCAAAGUAAGCAUCGCCAGGAAGCAGCCUAUGCUGGACGCUGCCACAGGCAAAUCUGUCUGGGCUUCACUGGCUGUGCAGAACAGCACUAAAGGCUCCUACAGGGACAAGAGGAAUCAAGUCGUGUACAGUGAAGAUUUCCUGUGAUGAAUUCUUUUUAUUUUUACUUUUGAUGUUAUUUUAAUGACGUCCGCUAGCAGCAUAAAUACAAAAUAAUCUGUUGUCUCUUUGAUUGGAGCAUUUUUCAUGGUUGGUAUGUAAUGCUUUGUGGUUCAUGAAACUAGAGAUGCCGUUUGGAUCUCAAUAAAAAGAUUUCCAUGAG